CUCUUAUAGGGACUGUAUGCAAAUUAGGGAUUACUCAUCCCAUAAAUUCUAUUGGCUGAGGUUAUCUUUUACGUUCAUACCUUUCUAUUUUCAUCGCCAUUGGUGAAAACUCGAUCCACCUUCCCAUUGGCUGUUUUCGCAAUGUCUCCCUGUCAGCCUAUCGAAAUUCAUUCCUUUCCCUGGGAGGGCAUAAAAGGGCGAGAUGAGAAGUUGUUUUCGCUUCUGCAUACGACGAGUUUGUUAGCUGUGAGGUAGCUGCCAUGUCUGGACGCGGUAAACAAGGUGGGAAGGCUCGGGCCAAGGCUAAGUCGCGCUCGUCACGGGCUGGAUUGCAGUUCCCCGUGGGUCGCGUCCACCGCCUGCUGCGCAAAGGCAACUAUGCGGAGCGAGUGGGGGCUGGUGCUCCAGUGUAUCUAGCGGCUGUGCUAGAGUACCUGACGGCUGAGAUCUUGGAGUUGGCAGGCAAUGCUGCCCGCGACAACAAGAAGACACGUAUCAUUCCCCGUCACUUGCAGCUGGCCAUCCGCAACGACGAGGAGCUCAACAAGCUGCUGGGCAAGGUGACUAUCGCGCAGGGUGGAGUGCUGCCCAACAUCCAGGCCGUGCUGCUGCCCAAGAAGACCGACAGCCACAAGGCUAAAGCCAAGUGAACACCAGACAACUAUGCUAGCAAAGUUUUUUGUUACCCAAGGAAACCCAAAGGCUCUUUUCAGAGCCACCAACAAAUUCAGAAAAAGAGCAUGAAAUUGUGGUGAAAUGUAA
Indicator indicator is the source of this 762-nucleotide messenger RNA. Its product is annotated as histone H2A-IV. The record is from RefSeq and is a predicted model, not a curated record. The transcript has a single exon. Bases 261 to 650 code for a protein of 129 amino acids. Gene Ontology annotation, molecular function: protein heterodimerization activity; DNA binding; structural constituent of chromatin. Lineage: Eukaryota; Metazoa; Chordata; Aves; Piciformes; Indicatoridae. Gene Ontology annotation, cellular component: nucleosome.